Messenger RNA from Ostrea edulis (European flat oyster), 2730 nucleotides. RefSeq names its product baculoviral IAP repeat-containing protein 2-like. The transcript has 4 exons. Gene Ontology annotation, cellular component: cytoplasm; spindle microtubule; nucleus. Lineage: Eukaryota; Metazoa; Mollusca; Bivalvia; Ostreida; Ostreidae. Gene Ontology annotation, biological process: regulation of cell cycle. The record is from RefSeq and is a predicted model, not a curated record. The coding region runs from base 270 to 2261 and encodes 663 amino acids.
UUUAUUUAGUCGCAAUAUUUACGCAUGUACAAAGUACACAUGUAUAUAAAUAGACUACACGUACAGAUGUAUUGUUGUUCCUCCUGCGCCAGUUUGUAAUGGCAGUUACAGUUCUAGAUCUACAUUUCCAACGAGAAUUAAAUAUCACACAAGGAAGUUAUCUAACCGCAUAUUAAUGCACAAGUGAUUGAGCUGCUCAGGAAAGCAGAUCUACAGUUAGUGGUGAAGGCCGAGUAGAUAAACUAUUAGGUCAAUUCAUACUGUAUGAGAUGCAUAUCAAUACUUCAAUGAAAACCAAAGAAGAGUCAUGGCAACACAAAAUCCUUCCCUUAUUUCACCAAGAUGACUAUGCUUUUAUAAAAAGGUUGCAAUUUUGCAACACAGUAACUUCCUGGUAUGUACAAAAAUCCCUUUUGCAACAAAUUCUUAUACAAAGUAUACUGCAAAAAGGAGUGGAUAUAUUGUCAGUAGUGUGGGAAUGUAUACCAAAUUACACCAUAUUUCAAAACCAUAACGAGAACACAGAUAAUGAUAAAGAGGAACGUACGGGUUACUCGUCACCGGAAAAUGUCCACAAGGAUUCUCUGAAAUGCACGUGUUACGGAGACAGUCUUAGAGGGAACCAUCUUAGAUAUUUUGAAAAGACAUUGACAGAAUUUCAUAUUAUCGAAAAUCACACAAGGAAGGAGGAGCCGAAAAGUUUAGAAGCAUUCAAAGACGUGAUAGGAGAGGUUAUUGCAGGGAAAGACCGUGAGGAGAAAUGGUUAAAUGAUGCGUUGUUUUCAUUAAGGGCAUUUGAUUUACAAACAAUAUUAUUGUUUCCUGUCAGAGGUAGUAUAAAUGAAAGUUUUGAAAAACUCUUGAGGGGAACACCAUGUGAUGAUUAUGAGAUAAUGAAAUUCGAAUUUCAUCGCUUUAGUUCAUUUGGCAACUACAGUUUUCCAGAUGUACCGAGUGGUAUACUUUUGGCAAAAUCGGGAUGGUAUGCAACAGGAUACGGAAGAGAAGCUAAGACAUUUUGUUGUUGUGUAGUCUUUUCUGAAUGGAAGAAAAGCGAUGACCCCCUUUCUAUUCACAAAAGGUUGUCACCAACAUGUUCAUUUCUUCUGGGGAAGGAUAUGGGACAGAUACCUUUUCAUGACGAAAUUGUACAUGCCUCAUUCCCAUCGCAUGUAAAUGGAAUUGAUCUUGGACUACCUGAUAGUCAGAUGAAACACUCAAGAUAUAGUCCAAGUGAAGAAAUAAUAUAUGAAAGAGCAAAUAAUGCAGAACCAAAAAUCGAUGAAACUGCAACGGAAAACGAGGAAACAUAUCCUAGUGUAAGCAAUGAAGAAAUGAAUGAAUGCGACAACGAAAACCAUAAUUAUGAAGUAAAAUCUGAUCACGUUGAAUCAAAUUUGAAUUGGAACUUUUCAGGUCCACGAUACCCUCAACAAUCAGACCUCAAUACUAGAAUUCAAAGUUUUUCAGCUGUUAAUCAAGGCAAUUCGUCCAAAACAGGUUCAAUUUUCCCCAUUGCAAACAAAACUGCAAAUGAAUUUGCGGAGGCUGGUCUAUUCUACCGUGGAUUCCGUGACAGGACUUCGUGUUUUCAUUGUGGUAUCGGUCUUCAGGAUUGGACAUCAGUUGAUAACGUCAUAGAAAGGCACUUCCAAUCUAGUAAGAACUGCCCAAUCGCCAAAGCAUUAAUGCAUCAAGCCAAUAGCAGUAACAGGACAUCUACGGUUGGAGACGUUAUUGUAUCUUCUGAUAACCGGAACACAGAAACUGACAUAAUUUGUGCUGAACUUAUGGACAUGGGAUUUAGUUCAGAAUCAGUAAAGCAAGGUAUUGAGAGCCUAAACCGAAGAGGAUUAUCAUGCUCCAAAGAGACAAUUAUUAAUGAAAUUUUGGACAACCGAGGAACCCUUUCUCUGAAUCCAAUUUCUGGAGAUGGAUAUCACACUUUAGAUGAUAGAGAUGUCGACCCCACUAUGCAAAGUCAGGAUGUGGAAACAAACCAAAUAUAUUCUCAAAAUACUGAAAGGGUGUCGCUGUCCGAUAAUCCAACUGAGGGAGCUAGUUUAAAACCAAUUUUGAACCAGCAAAGUGAUGAGGAAUUGCGACAACGUGUUACAUGUAAGGUUUGUUUAUCAAAAGAAGUUGGAAUACUUUUUCUGCCUUGUAGUCACUUGGUGGUAUGUACUGACUGUUCCAAGAGGCUGCGAAAAUGCCCAUUGUGUAGAAGACACAUCAAAACAAAACAACCCAUGUUUUGGUAAAUUUAAGAAAUCGUACUAUCUUUUGGACAGCUGCAUCACUUUAUUUAAGCUUUAAUAUGCACUGUAGUUGGUAAUAUAAAGUUGAAAUGCAUGUUGUAUUUUUAUUCACUGUACGUUGUAUUAACAAUUUUAUAAUAGUAGAGAAAAUAUAUAUUUUAUUUGUAUAGAGGUUUAUGAGCUGCAUACAUUUUUUUUUUUCAAUUUAUACCAUUUACUUGAAAAAAUACUCGAUCCUUUCAAAUAUCCAGAUAUCUCGAUUGCUCUUAAAGUUAUGUCUGUUACUUAUACGACAUGCUAUUUGCAUAAUUUUGUUUUGUAUGUACGUGUACAAUGAAGAUGUUAUUUAUAAUUCCAGUGUACAGUUUUACUAAUGGACAUAUGGAAGUAAAAUAUAUGUUUUAUUUAUAAAGUUGUCACCUUGUAUGUUGUAAUUGAAAGGAAGCUGAAUAAACAAUGAGUCAAUCUUUAA